Xylaria bambusicola is the source of this 669-nucleotide messenger RNA. RefSeq lists its product as uncharacterized. Bases 1 to 669 code for a protein of 222 amino acids. NCBI's taxonomy places the organism in Eukaryota, Fungi, Ascomycota, Sordariomycetes, Xylariales, Xylariaceae. The transcript has 2 exons. The record is from RefSeq and is a predicted model, not a curated record.
AUGGGUAUCUUUCGCAAGCUGGGCCUCGCGCUCGCUCUUCCUUUACUCUUCUUUGGCUUCCGGGCAGCAUAUAACCAAUACAUGCUUGUCUCGUUAACCUACGUUAUCGAUCCACUGGCAGUCGACGACAUGAUCUUCGACUCGGAGCUCUACACGACUUUAUUCAAUCAUACGAAGUGGGCCACUGUAGACACUUUCGCUGUUGGAGUUGGUAUGCCCUUCCAAGCAGUUCCAAGGGAAUUAUGGGAUGAGGAGAAGUUCGGAGCUGAAGUGAUGAAGCUGUUGUGGGAUCAAAGACUUACCACGCAAUUCAACAGAAAACCAGUAAACAAGCUACCCCAGAUGGGAGAUGGUAGCAUUAAUGAGGCAUUUGCCGCUCAAGUUGUGAGCGUAGGGGAGAAAGAUAUGUCUGUUGCGCUUACCAGCCGGCCUCAGAAGAACCAGCUGCCGCUAGGCUUUGAACAUAUCAUGGUCACAUUCGACCGUGAUAACAAAGUCGCGGUGGCCAUGAUUAGAUACAUCUGGCACACUAGGACAGAAACGCCACCAAGCUGGCGCAAGUCCCUCGCGCGCUGGACACAGAUGAACGGACGUCGGCAAUGGUUGUUGCACACGGCGAACGCGAUUGCAGAACAGAAGAGGAGCAAGCCGGUGAAGCUGGAGCUGUAG